AUGCCACAACUAGCAAGCUUGUUAUCAGAAGGGGACGAUCAGUAUGCAAUGGUGGAUGAGAAGAAGAGGAAGAGAAAGAUCUCAAAUCGUGAAUCAGCAAGGCGAUCAAGGAUGAGAAGAGAACAGCACAUCAAGGAUCUCAAUCGUGAAAUCGCUUUUCUAGGCAAGAGAAACAACGAGAUUGUUCAGAAAAUCAGUUACCUCAAGCGAACAUCCAUAACUGUGGAGCUGGAGAACCAGAUGUUAAAAGAGCAGCAUGACAAAUUGGCGAAGAGGUUGGAGUCCCUGGAAAUUGUCUGUAGCUAUGUUUGCGGGUAUCAGAGAGACAUUCCUCGGUGUAAUUCACAGCCAUGGCAGGUUUCUCACCAGCCUCUGCCUCUUAUAACAACUUCCGUUGGCAUGCUCCAGUUUGACUACAAUCCAGUAUUAUAGCAAAUCGGGGACUCAGAGUUCAUUGAACGUAGAUAAAAUGAUCCUCCACAGCUUACAAACCAAUUCAGAUCAAUGGAAUGCUUCUGUACUAAGUUGAGGUUGAAUUUCAAUCACAAACUAAAAAUUGUUAGCUACAGCUUGAUAAACCAUGCAUAUGGGCAAAAUAUAGAUUCAAACUUGUCUA
This is a messenger RNA of Diospyros lotus (date-plum), 616 nucleotides long. RefSeq names its product bZIP transcription factor 44-like. Gene Ontology annotation, cellular component: nucleus. Gene Ontology annotation, biological process: positive regulation of DNA-templated transcription. Bases 1 to 432 code for a protein of 143 amino acids. The record is from RefSeq and is a predicted model, not a curated record. Lineage: Eukaryota; Viridiplantae; Streptophyta; Magnoliopsida; Ericales; Ebenaceae. The transcript has a single exon. Gene Ontology annotation, molecular function: transcription cis-regulatory region binding; DNA-binding transcription factor activity.